This is a messenger RNA of Clupea harengus (Atlantic herring), 6531 nucleotides long. It is a transcript of the gene usp10, whose product is annotated as ubiquitin specific peptidase 10. Gene Ontology annotation, biological process: regulation of autophagy; DNA damage response, signal transduction by p53 class mediator; protein deubiquitination. The record is from RefSeq and is a predicted model, not a curated record. Gene Ontology annotation, cellular component: nucleus; cytosol. Gene Ontology annotation, molecular function: cysteine-type deubiquitinase activity. Lineage: Eukaryota; Metazoa; Chordata; Actinopteri; Clupeiformes; Clupeidae.
GGCGGCGACGGCGGAGGAAACAGCGUGAUAUGCUGGAGUAGUUGAACAUACCCGAUUAUCAGCACUGUCAGACCAGAGUUUGUAAAAUUACCACAAUGUUGCUGUAGGACUUGCUUUGAUAUAACUAUUACACCAACAUUUGACAUAUUCCCCGCGAGAAUAUUCAUCUUCUAAUUGAGGAGAAGGAAAUCUCACCGGGAGCAUGGCUUCGCGCAGUAACCAGUAUAUUUUUGGGGAGUUCAGCCCAGAUGAAUUCAAUCAAUUCUUUGUGACUCCCCGCUGUUUUGUGGAGCUUCCCCCAUUCAAUGAUAAAGUGUCCUGCAUCAGCCACUCCUCAGGAAGUUACUGCACUCCUGCUGUGCCUUACAUUACGGAGUCAAUGAGACGGCAGGUUUGCGGGGAAGACUUCCAGCACAUUGAGUUUGGCGUGGACGAGGUGAUGGACUCUGAGCCUGUCGGGGUUAAUCCCAUGUACAAAGUGUCCAGCACCCUGAACCCCCAGGCCCCAGAGUUCAUCCUGGGCUGCCAGCCUUCCCAGAAGGCCAUGCCUACAGCCAUGCCAGAGCCGGACGUCCCCGACGGCACAGACUUCAACUCCAUGGACUGCCAGGACUCUGAGCCCUCUGCUAUGGACAGCGCCCAGGCCUGCCAGGAGAUGGACGGUAUGGGUGGCAGCUUGGGUCAGCGUGAGCGCAAGAAAAAGAAAAAGCGCCCGCCGGGAUACUACAACUACCUGGAGGGCUCGGGCGGGAGCCACAGCAGCGGUGCGAUGUCGGAUGGGCCCCUGAGCUCGGGAUUGGUGAACGGACACUCGCUCGGCACCCCCAGCCUGACCUCGGAGGACACGAGCCCCGAGGGGCUGUCAGGGGCUGAACUUGGCACCCCGAGUCCGACCACCACCCCCAGUGUAGCCUCCGCGACCACCACCACCACACCUACAGCGGCUCCUGCCCAUCAGAGGACUUGUGCCAGCCCUGAUGAAUCUGGGGCUGAUGAAUCCGGGGCUGCCUCCUCCUCCUCAGACGGCAACAACGCUGCCUCGUCGUCGUCGUCCUCCUCUUCCUCCUCCUCUCAGAGUGGCGCAGUGGCAGAUGGGCGCAGGACUGCAGAGCAGCCGGCCGAGAGGCCUGAACUGCUGGUGGGCGGUGGGCACAGCCCCUGCCCCACCUCCCCACCCCCCCUGCUGGCUGAUGCAGCCAGCCCCCUUGCAGCUGCCACUGCCGCUACUACUGAAGAGAAGGAGGAGGAGGUCACAGACAGUGGGGUAGCCAAUGGGCUGGCUGGGCCCGGCUCUGCAGAUGGACACGAGGAUGACUCCGGGGCAGGGGCGCCACAGAGCUCCCCCGCCUUAGCAGUGCCCCCUGCUGGUGCCCAGCCACUGGCGGAGCAGCCUGCUGCGCCAGCGGCACCAACUGCGCCAGUGGCACCCUCUGCCAACCCGCCCAAGUCCUGGGCCAGCCUUUUCAAGAACUCCAAGCCUCUGCCAGGGGGCCCGCAGGCCUACGUGGAGGUGAAGAACGUGCCUGCAGUGACGGCUUCGUCUCCGGCUGCAGCUGAGGUGCCUGAGAAGGCUGGAGAGGUCCGGGAGAGCCCUGUCCCCAUGUCAGAGGACCCAAUGGCCCCCAAACUGGCAGAACUUAUUGAGAAUGUGAAAUUGAUACACAAACCAGUGUCUUUGCAACCCAGAGGACUGAUCAACAAGGGAAACUGGUGCUAUAUCAAUGCUACCUUGCAGGCCCUGAUUGCAUGUCCCCCCAUGUAUCAUCUGAUGAAGUCUAUCCCCUUGUUCAGUGAAACCCAGAGACCAUGCACAUCGACACCCAUGAUGGAUAACUUUGUUCGGCUCGUGAAUGAAUUCAGUAAUAUGCCUGUGCCCUCUAAGGCUAAACUGCAAGGUGCCGGAGAAAAAGUCAUAAAAGACAUUCGGCCUGGUGUCCCUUUCGAGCCCACCUAUAUUUACAGACUCCUCACACUCAUCAAAUCAAGCCUCUCUGAGAAGGGGCGGCAGGAGGAUGCGGAGGAGUACCUGGGAUUCACCCUGAACGGCCUGCACGAGGAGAUGCUGGCACUGAGAAAGCUCAUCUCUCCAACGGAAGAGAAAGAAUCGACGCCGAACGGCCCUGACUCUCAGCAGGGACUGGCAGACGAAUCUGCUGAGAAGGACGAAGAGGAGGGCAGUGAUGAUGAGUGGGAGCAAGUGGGCCCCAGGAACAAGACCUCCAUCACCCGCCAGACAGACUUCAUCCGCACCCCAAUCACAGACAUAUUCGGAGGCCACAUCAGGUCGGUGGUGUACCAGCAGAGCUCCAAGGAGUCGGCCACCCUCCAGCCCUUCUUCACCCUGCAGCUGGACAUCCAAUCAGAGAAGAUCCGCACCGUCCAGGAAGCCUUGGAGACGCUGGUGGCACGCGAGUCCGUUCAGGGCUACACCACUAAAACCAAGCAAGAGAUUGAGAUCAGCCGGAGAGUUACCCUCGAAGAGCUGCCGCCUGUGCUGGUUCUCCACCUCAAAAGAUUUGUGUUCGAGAAGACUGGCGGUUGUCAAAAGCUGGUCAAGAAUAUUGACUACCCUGUAGAUCUGGAAAUCAGUAAAGAUCUUCUGUCUCCUGGGGUGCGGGGCAAAAUAUUCAAAGGCCAAAGAACCUACAGGCUCUUUGCAGUUGUGUAUCACCAUGGGAACAGUGCUACAGGCGGCCACUACACUACGGAUGUCUUCCACAUCGGUCUGAACGGCUGGCUGCGCAUCGAUGAUCAGGCAGUGAAGGUCAUCAACCAAUACCAGGUGGUGAAGCAGACUGCGGAGCGCACUGCCUACCUGCUGUACUACCGUCGCGUUGACCUGCUGUAGAAACCACAAGCACACACACACACACACACACACACACACACACACACACACACACAAAAGCACACCUCAGUACACCUCAACAGAAACAGAUCUACAUAAACACUCAAACAUGUACACUUACGUACGUACAUAAACACACACACACACAGAUGCUCACUAAGACACAUUCACAUUUAUUUCAACAGGAACACUGCCCAACUUCUUAUCUUGCAAGAUUUUCCCCUCCCCCCUCGCCCCCCUGCUUGUCCUGAGAGCCAGCUUUUUACCAGCGGCACCUUUUUCCUUUAAUAUUUUUUGGAAGUGAAAAAGACAUUUCUAAAAAAGUAGAGUGGGAACACUUUCCAGAGAUGGUUUACUACGGGGCGUAUGGCCCUGAGGAGUCCACGGUGCACAGCUGUGGGGACGUGGGGGGGACUGCGGGGCAGGUUGGGGUGGGGGGCUGCUUUGGGUGAGUGGGUGGGUAUGGAGGGUUUGGACAGUACGGACCCAAGACUCUUUAGACCUCAGCCUCACUCAGACUGGGCACAGUGGAUUCACUCACAGUAAGAACUCUUUACCUGGUGAGGCUGUAGCUGAUGGACUGCUGGAAAGAAGUUGAUAUUUUUUUUUCUCUUUUUCUUUGCUUUAUUUUUUUUUUUAAACAGCAUAGAAAAAUCAAAGUGUUUUGCAUUUUAGCGUGGGGAGUUGUUGGCUGAAAUUAUUUUCUUUUCUUUUCAUAUUUUAAUUUUUUUUGCAGCGGUUUAAAAAGAAACAUGAUCCUGUUGAAAAAUUUCUGACCAGAGCAUAAAUGGCCCUGCACCAGCAAAACUACCGCAAAGUUGUGUGUAGAUCUUACACGUACAAAGUCUUUCUGUCUAGCAACUUUUGAAGCAGGAUGCUACUCCUGACCGCUCACCACCACCACCUCCUCCGACUCCGACUCCUCUUCCUCCUCCUCCUCCUCCUCCUCCUCCUCCUCCUCCUCGUGACGCUGAUGCUUUCGAAACUAGGUAACACUUGAGCCAUGGAAGAGAGCUCAGGAGCGGAGGUGCUCAGGUGCGCUAAGACAAGCGGGGCUUCGUUAUUUGGCGAGAGAGCCCUGGUGUGGUUUCUGGGUGUAGAGUUUAGAAUGAUUAUCUAACAAUUUUAUUGCGCUUUAGGAAAUAAAAGAUUAAAGAUUAUAAAAACUGCUUCUGUGCACGUAAGAAAAUUGUUAAAAAGUGAUCAAUAAGAGAUGUGGAUGUGCAGAUGCACAUUUUUUGCAGAUAUGUCAAAAAAAAAGUUGAAAAAAAGAAAAAAAGGCGAAAAAAAGACAUUUUGGUGAUGGCCCUCUUUACAGCUCCCUACCGAGUGGUUGUGCUUGUUCUUCGGCUUUCUGUGUACGCAUACACUUGAGAGAGAGAGAUGACUGGCGAAGGUCUCAUCACAUCAACUUCAGAUACCCCACCCCUCCAUCUCCAAUUGUUUUUUGUUUGAUUCUAUUUAGUUUUUUUGGUCCCUGAAGUUUAGUUCUGAAUGACUGAGGUGCCAUCUGCCCACUGGGUUGGUGAUUUCUGCAGAGGCAAAACCUUAGAGGUUCUCAUCAUCCCCGUCCUCGUCCCAGAGACAGACAGCUGCCUUAGCAUUGGCACAGUUCAACGUCAGCGUGCGUGCGUGCGUGCGUGCGUGCGUGCGUGUGUGUGUGGUGAGUGUGUGUGUGUGUGUGUGUGUGUGUGUAUAACGUUCUCUGUGGAGGUUACCUCUGGUUUCUGUAGCUGAUGCCAUUUUGUUUUUCCUCUUGCGGCUCUGUUGAGGUGUUAAGAGACUGCGGCACUCAGCUUGGGAAUCACGAUUACCAAUGAUUGAAUGCGCACAAGAGGCCCAUCAUGUUUGCUUUUGUGUAGAAGUCAGUGCUUUUCAUUAAUUAUCUGAAAUAUUGGUAUUCUUUUUUUUUUUUUUUAAUACUAUUGUUUUCAAUCUCAAUAUUUCCCUCCAUAUGUUUCCCAUGAGUUAUCUUUGCCCACUCCUCACCGUCAGAUUGCUGAAUUGGUAUUUUUGGAAAAAAAAAAAGGAAAAAAAAGGUAAAGCACAAGAAUGAAUAAAGUUAUACAAGUUCUAUGCUUGAUAAAAUGUAUUUCUUUUUCAGCUUUUGCCAGUGUUUCUCCUCAAACUGGGUUCAUGUGCAAAAUGCGGGGCAUACUAUUGAUUUUUUUUUAUUCUCUUCCCCCCCCCCCCCCCAAAUAUUGUGAAGCUGCAUUUGAGGUUUUUUUUUACCCCUUUCCAAGAUGGCCGUAUACUCUAUUUAUUUUUGGAGCUGACUAGCUCCUUUCAAAUUGCUUUGUGGUUCAUGUAUCACAAUGAUGUGUACAGGCAAUGCUAACAGCUUUGUGAAGAGCUUCAGUAAUUGACACCACUUGCACACAUAUACGCACAGAAACACACACACACACACACUUGGCCAUUGAAUAAAGCAAGGUACACCAGCUUCUGGGAACAGGCCACUUGUGAAGUGGCUCUCACACUGUCCUGUCUCCAACCACAGGAACGCAGGGACGCUGUGAGCUCAUUCUUUCCCACAGUGGAAUAUAGCAGAGCAUGCAUUUCAGAUCUCACAGAUGAUCUCAUUAUGUCCGCCCCCACAGCACAUCCACACACACAAACAGUUAUUUAGACGGGGGGGGAAACAUAUCAAAUUGCUGUAGUUAUCCUGUUUUACUUCGUUCACCCAUGUUCAACUAUUGGAAGACGCUACCUUCAGCCGGACGAAUGGACAACUAACUGAUAUACUAGUGCGUUUGCAAAUGUUGCUUAUCUUAAUGAGGUCGGAAGUUUGAACUGCGCUCACUUUUGAUGCCCUUUUUUCCUUCUCGAGGCUUUGAACACCAGUUGACCUUCAAGCAUUCUAAUUUGGGUUUCUGCAUUCUGUGGACAUAAUGUGAAGUAAAACAUCCCCAAAUGAAACCAAAGUAUACGGAACUUUGUUGUACACUGACCUUUGCCUCCUUGUGAAUGAACUAAAGUAAUGGAGAAUCUUUACACUAUUACAUCAUAUAUUGUGCUCACCAGAGUCAAUUUGCCAGCCAUUAUUAUUGUCACUAUAGUGACUAUGUUGGGAAGGGGGGGGGGGGAAAGUAAGUGGACCAUAUUAAAGUAAAUGUCCUCAUAAUGUAAGUGUUGGUUCAGAUGUGCAGAUGCCUAAGUGGUCAGAACUGCUGCACUCAUGGUGUCAAAUGUUGAUUUGUUUUUUGUUUAAUUUGUUUUCUUUUCUGGGGAAAUGGUUUUUAAAAUAGAGGUUUGAACCAUGCACAAAAAGCUCUUAGUCUUGUUGUACACGUUCAGCCUCAAUUUAUUUUCCCUUUCUUUCGAUUUUUGUUACGAUCAGGAUAUGUCCUGGCGUGUAGCUUCAAUGAUGUCCUCCUGUUCACUUUGUGCUUCCUAACACUUGUGUCUGCUGAGAGCUUGAAGUGUUGGGAAAUCAACUUAAAAUACAAACUAUACUGUCUCAUCUUCAGCCUACAGCGUUAUUACUUUUUUUUUGUCAAUUGUUCAAAUAAAAACUUGUGGAGAAAAAAAAAGCUGUUUCUACUGAAGUGUAGUCAGAAGACUAUACUGUGCUUUCAAAUAUGGGGAUAUUUGAUAAUUGCAGUCUUUCCACUCUUCUGACUUCCCUGCUGAAGAAUGUGCACUGUAACCAAAAGAAUGAAAUAAAGAGAAACUGAUCUUCA